Molecule: messenger RNA, 1794 nt
Organism: Daldinia loculata
Lineage: Eukaryota; Fungi; Ascomycota; Sordariomycetes; Xylariales; Hypoxylaceae
Exons: 5
Coding region: 1-1794 (597 amino acids)
Source: RefSeq, a predicted model, not a curated record
AUGGUGCAAGACGCCAACCAACCGAGGGAGCACUUCCCGUCUCGAACAGCCUAUUGGCCCCAUCAGGAUAGAUUUCCCAUGGAACCAGUCCCCGACGAGGGCCGUUUCGCAGACUCGCAAGACAUACGGCGACCUCCUAUGGCUAUCGACAAAGCUUUACGCGAGUGCUGCAAUAUCUCAGCAGAAUUCUACGUGGUUAUACCCGUCAUAGAAGGAAAGCCCCAUAUCUUCACAGCACCCACGAUACCGGGGAUAAAUAUAUCAAGGUUUUUGGAUGUUGACGCUCUCAGUCGCGAACUACAACGCGUUCAGUCCGCUUCGAACCCCGCAUAUACCGAACCAGAAUUUGGUUUCGAAACAGAAAUUAAUCGGUACCCCAUGGACCCGGGUAGGCGUUGGGCACAGGAGCGUCGAUAUGGGCAGCCUAUGAGUUUAACAAGUUUCGAAGAUGAUGGAAACUACAAAGCUCGCAAACGCCCAAGGGCAAGCAUGAUACGGCGCGAGCCCGAGAACUAUGAUGACGAACCUACAGCAUCAUCAAGCCCCUCAAAAAGAGGCCUUACCAUCCGCGAUGACAAGGCCGUUUGGACAUUUUAUGAAGAGCGGUUCAAGACCAUUCAGCAGAGCGCAUGCAAAUUAAUUGCCAAAGCUUGGGUGAAGGCGGUUGAGCCCAAAAAGCAGUCAACACACCCUUAUACAGGUGCAGAUGAAAAAGCACCCGAUUGGUGGCCAAAGCCUUGGGGGCCAACUCGAGAACACAAGGUUAGGCACAAGGAGCCUGACCAUUUGUACAAACGCGAACGAGUUCACCUCCUCAACCAUAUUCUUCGGAUGAUAGUCGAGCCGAAUCAUACUCAACACCCAAGCAUCCAAAAGCUUUAUCUCAAUGUGAGUAAGCUAGAGGAGGUUACUAAUGAAGCCCUGUCGUCAUUCUUCACCGACAAGGACAACCCCAGCAACCUGCAAAAGAAGCCUUACUUGAAGGAAAUCUUUAAGGUUGCUCAUCUCGAGGAACGAUAUAAAGAUGGCCAAAUUGAUGGUUCAACCGUCGUCUACGUGAUGCCCAACGACCGUGUUAGUCAGGGGUAUGUAUCUGACACCGAGGAUGUAACACCUGGGAGAGAUGAGGGCGAACACAAUCCAGCUCCCAAUUCCUCCAGCUCGUCCCCGCAAAGAGCAAAUAUGCCACAAACGCUCAUGACUCAGUCGCAUAGCACUGAGCAAAGCCCCACGACUCAAAUAUCUGGAGAUGCAUUCGUAGGGGAGAUGCCAGUUCGCGGUACUCAAUACCCCCAGCCGGUUUUGGGCACUGAAAUAGGUACCGAGCGUCAGACUUUUGUGGAAGCGCCCAGUAUGCCCAGUCAAGCUCCCCUCCAUCCAUCUACAAACCUAGGCCUCCAUGAUAUGUACACCAGUCCGCACGAUUCAAGCAGAAGAUCGUCUAUGUUCACAACGCCAUCGGAAUACGCGAGCCCGGCAACCCCAACCAUGUAUCAACAAUGGCAAACCGGUUCCGCGGCACCUAGUAAUCCAUCGGCUUAUACCUUCCCACAGCAGCCCGGCAACGCUCAUCAGCCUUUUGUCGGCCACACAGGGGUCCCAAUGGCCCAAAGCCAGCAGUAUAUGGGCGCAUCAUUCGACGGUCUACCAAGAGGGGGCCAUAAUACACAACACGACGGGAUGAUUCGUUCACUCCCCCAACCUACUUUCACUAAUUAUAUGCCUCACGAGCCAGGAUCUCUUCCGGGGUCGGGUACGAAGGGUGAUACUCUUCCUCGGCACCCUACACAAUAG